AUGUUUUUUCGAGGAUCGAAAGAUCGAGUGACCGACGCAUUCUACAGGGCCCUCCUGACAAGACCUACAGACUCCAGUGCAGGUAUUUUGCAUCCUGGUCAAGCAGCUUUAAUUCACAACAGACAAUCAAGACAUCCUGGAACGUUGGCACACCACGAUCGAUCCAGUUCAGCUCCCAAUGUCUGUUUGAACAGCGUGAAAGGUGCGCAUGAGGAAUGUCCCAGAUCGCUGUCACUAAACAGAGCUGGAAACGAUGAAAGUGCUUCUCCACAGUGCAGGAGCACCCAAGCGUCGCCUACAGGAUCCUUGCAACCUAGGAGACCAAGAGCGAGGUCUGCUGAUGAGAGUAAGCCGCUUUUGGCGCCACGGGAGAGCAUUGAGGAUUGGGAAAUACCGGAUAAAGAGUUACUGAUCAAAGAACGCGUUGGAUCUGGUUCGUUUGGUACUGUAUUCAAGGGUUACUGGCAUGGGCCGGUUGCUGUCAAAACUCUCAACGUUCAAACGCCUACAGUUUCUCAAUUGACAGCUUUCAAAAACGAAGUCGCCGUUCUACGAAAAACCAGACAUGUUAACGUUUUACUGUUCAUGGGUUGCGUAACGAAACCUAUCCUGAAAAUAGUUACCCAAUGGUGCGAAGGUUCUAGCCUUUACAAGCAUUUGCACGUGCACGAAACUAAAUUUGCUUUGUUUACCCUGAUUGAGAUUGGUCGUCAAACAGCUCAGGGUAUGGACUACUUGCACGCCAAGAGUAUAAUUCACCGAGAUUUGAAAUCGAAUAAUAUAUUUUUACACGACGAUCUCACAGUUAAAAUUGGAGAUUUUGGCCUAGCUACCGCGAAAACUAGAUGGUCGGAAACACAGCAGAAUCGGCAGCCUACUGGUUCUAUCUUGUGGAUGGCUCCUGAAAUUAUUAGAAUGCAAGAAGAUAACCCAUACAGUUUAGAAUCAGAUGUAUACGCUUUCGGCAUUGUUCUUUUUGAGAUGCUGGCAGGACAGCUACCCUACAGCCACAUAAACAAUAGGGAUCAAAUCCUUUUCAUGGUGGGCAGAGGUUACUUGACCCCGGACUUGACAAAACUACGAUCUGACACCCCCAAAGCUUUAAGACGCCUGAAUGAAGAUUGCAUUAAGUUCAGCAGAAACGAGAGGCCACUCUUCAGGCAAAUUCACGCAUCCUUGGAAGGCUUACUAAGAAAUCAUCCCAAAAUUAGCAGAUCUGCUUCAGAGCCCAAUAUGAAUAGAACUCAGUUCCAGUCUGACGAUUUUAUUUACGCAUGCCCAAGUCCUAAAACUCCUGUCAAUUUUGGACCCAUAAGUAACUUUCUUUUUUACUCAUCAGGCAUCUCAAAUAUAUGA
This is a messenger RNA of Brassicogethes aeneus, 1356 nucleotides long. NCBI's taxonomy places the organism in Eukaryota, Metazoa, Arthropoda, Insecta, Coleoptera, Nitidulidae. The record is from the annotation of a GenBank genome assembly.